GCAGGCGGGCGGCGGGCAGCGGCGCGGCGCCUGACCGCAGGGCUCCGCUCCGCUCCCGAGGAUGCUGCGGGGCGAUGCCCGGCGACAGGGAGGACGAGAUCUGCCAGAAAGCGCUGCAGCUGCUGGCCGAGCUGUGCUCCGUCGGGGCGGUGGAGAACGAGAACUGCCGCGAUUUCAUCUACUACCUGCGGGACAGAGCCCGGCCCCGCCUCAGCGACUCAGACAUCUCCAUAAGCCUGCUGUCCCUGGUUGUCACCGCCUGCGGCCUGGCUCUGUUCGGCGUGUCCCUGUUCGUGUCCUGGAAGCUGUGCUGGAUCCCGUGGCGGGAGCGGGGAUUGCCCUUCGGGAACAAGGACAGCAAGCAGGAGCCGCUGCACUACGCGGGUGCGGAGGCCAAUGAGCGCGACUACAGCGAGGAGUACCUGGGGCAGCCCGCCGCCUUCCCCGAGGCCUCCAUGAAGAUCAGCCACACCUCCCCGGACCUGCCGCUGGACACCCAGGCGGGGGACAAGGAGAACUGCGUGCCCAACGUGCGCAUGCAGCGCCAGACCACCGAGCCCACCUCGUCUGCACGGCACAACUCUCUCCGGAGGCAGCUCAACCUGUCCAACCCUGACUUCAACAUCCAGCAGGUGCAGAAGCAGGAGCAGCUGACAGGCAUCGGCCGCAUCAAGCCCGAGCUGUACAAGCAGAGAUCCCUGGACACGGAUGACGGCCGCAGGAGCAACAGCAAGGCCUGUGGAAAACUCAACUUCAUCCUCAAGUAUGACUGUGAUCUGGAGCAGCUGAUAGUGAAGAUCCACAAGGCCGUCAACCUGCCCGCCAAGGACUUCUCUGGAACUUCAGAUCCCUACGUGAAGAUCUAUCUGCUCCCCGACAGGAAAACAAAGCACCAGACUAAAGUGCACAGAAAGACCCUAAAUCCAGUGUUUGAUGAAGUUUUUUUAUUUACUGUGCCCUACAAUGAUCUCAGCACAAGGAAACUCCAUUUCUCUGUGUAUGACUUUGACAGAUUCUCCAGGCACGACUUGAUUGGCCAAGUGGUAGUGGAUAAUUUUUUAGAUUUGGCAGAUUUUCCCAGGGAAUGUAAUAUUUGGAAGGAUAUUGAAUAUGUCACCAAUGAUAACGUGGAUCUUGGUGACCUUAUGUUUUCGCUCUGCUACCUUCCAACAGCUGGUAGACUAACUAUUACAAUAAUAAAGGCAAGAAAUCUAAAGGCAAUGGAUAUCACAGGAGCAUCAGAUCCCUACGUGAAGGUUUCUUUAAUGUGUGAAGGAAGGCGGCUAAAGAAAAGGAAAACUUCCACCAAGAGGAACACCCUAAAUCCCGUUUACAAUGAAGCCAUAGUCUUUGACGUCCCUCCAGAAAACAUUGACCAAAUUAACUUGUCGAUAGCUGUUAUGGAUUAUGACCGUGUAGGUCACAAUGAGGUCAUUGGAGUUUGUCAAGUAGGCAACGACGCAGAGAGUCUAGGUCGCGACCACUGGAACGAAAUGCUCUCGUACCCUCGGAAGCCCAUCGCUCACUGGCAUCCUCUUGUGGAGGAAUCAAGUGGGGGAGGGUGUCCAGCGCAUCCAGGCUGUGCAGAGAAAUAUAUACACAGCAUAUCAUUUUGGUUCCUGAAUCAGGAUUAGACUCAGCGAGAGCUUCUGGAACCUCUGUGGCCACAGCCGUAGGACCCUGAAUAUUUGCUGAAUAGGACCCUCAGUCUUCUACUGUGUGAAGAGCUAUUGGUUUCAAAUAGCGUGAUGUUAUCCACUUGUAGCAUUAAUUUUCCAGCUGACACUACUGCUACUGAUAGAUUAUUUGUAUGGUCGUAAGCAUUACCCAAAUUGGAGUCAUCAUUUCUGUUCAGUAGAAUAACUCAGGUUUACAAGCAAAAUGAUAGCAAUGUAAACCAACAAAUAUGGGAAGCAGCAACAGAUAUUGUCCUUGUACUUGCAAAAAAGGUGCAGUAUUGUGAAUGAUUAGCUUUCUUAGUAUUUUUUUUUCAAGAAUGAUUGCCAUCAGAUACUUAUUUUUUGAUGACAAGUUGCGUCCUCAGUCUCAGCUGGUGCCUCCUUUCACCUGACGUGAAAACAAAUUAAUAUGGUUCCUUGCAGAAAUCCUUCAAAUCUGAAAAACUGUAAAAAAAGUUCUGCUGGGUGAGAACAAGAUGCAUAUGGUAUUUGUAAUGACAGCAUGUUCUUUGAGGGAGGAGAUAACCAUCUGUAUAACAUGGAGGUUGUUAGUCCUCAACCUUUGUGGAUGAUUUUCCAGUCAACGUUUCUGAGUCGUGUCCACGGCACUGCAGACUGUUGGAAGUGUGUCCCAGGUGGCAAUGCUGGAUCAUACAAACACACACACACACACCCCCAUGUCGUCUGAAAAUGCUGUUCCAAAUAUAUAGUGCCUGUGAAGACUUCCUUUAUUAUUUGUGGUAGAGUUAGCAGGGCUGUUUUACAUGAUGGUAUAUUGUAAAUUCUGACAAAUUCUGACCAUUAAAAGAAAAUGAAUCAAAGCACUGCAUUUUGUCACGUAAUGAAAUUUGUACCCCAAAGCAGGAGACCCUGGAAUAAAUUUUUCACCACUCAUUCAGCCAUGCAUGGAGUUCUCUCAUCCUCCAGUGUCUUCUGCAGAGAACUUGACUCACAUCUUUACAUGGGAAUUUUUUUGUUUAAAAGAUGCAAAUGCAAAAUAUGGAUGUUUUAUACAAUACAGCUGUCUGCUGUGUACUUACAGAGAGGGAGCACUGGUCAUUAGAUAGAGUUCAGAUAAUUUUAUGUGCACACACAUUGCUUCACAUCUUGUAUGUGAUCAGUGUUCACCAAGCAUUUUGGACCUGCACCUCUGCUGACACAAAUAUGCAUGCACAGAUUUGAAGAAAUAUGUAACAUUUUGGCCUCAAGUCUAAAAAAUUAGUUUUAUAACCUAUCUAUGAGGAUCUUUCACAAAAUCAGAAUUACUUGUGGGUAAAGAAUAUCUUGGAACUUGCAGGAGAUCUUGGAUCUGCUGUAAAUGUAUGCUGCAGGUAUAAAUCAGCCAACAGCUCAAAGGGACAUCAGCUGAAAAGUGGUAUUAUUAUAAUUGCCAGUGGGUUGCAGUUCUUCUGUUUUAUUACAAUGCUCAGUUUAUUUAAUGUAUCAAAAGAAUUAUUUUGAACAGAGUUCUUCUAAAACACGGAAAGAUGUCUCUGUGACCAUGAGCAUUUCAAGUGGAAUCCAGCAGACUUCAAAGGCUUAGAGAUGAGGAAAACCCCCUAAAUUUAUUGAAUUCUCCUAAUUUUUGCUCAUGACUUGCAAACUGUUACUCAGGCUGUGGCAUUACUAUGUGCUUUUUACAGAUACCUGCCUUAUCAUAGUAGUGCAUCUAUGGAGUGAUAGAGAUUUUAUAUAUUUGGAUACUUCACUCUUCACCUUUAAACUCAACCAGUGAUAUUCCCUAGACCCUAAAUAAUUUUCUGUUAUGGUUCUGGUUGGCCAGUAGACUGCUGCUAUCUUUGGGCUGUAUUACAAUAAUACCACAGCCUGGAAGGACUGGAUAAUUCUGCUACAAACUCAACUGGAAACCCAGGGAAAGCUAUGGUCCCAAUGCUGCUCAGUCUUUCUUCUCUGAGCUGUGAUUCUCAGUGGUAAUCACCAGUAGGCUCACAAGAAUGGUUUCAAAGCUGAAACCCUCAUUUAUUUUCUUAUUUGCUGUGAAUGCAUUAUUACACUGUGUGACAAGUGUCGUAACUCUAAAAUAGAAAAGAGAAUCGCUUAGAAAUGCAUCUCAGCAAGAUUUUAAUCCCAUUUUGCUUUUUAACAACCUGCUAUUAAAUUGUUACCUCUAGUUUUCCAUAAGAAGCCUCCGUGUCAGGUGCUGUUCUGUGACAAAGCAGUGAGUGGCAAUGGGAAAACCUUCAGAGUUACUAACAGUGAGGCCGAGCCCCAUGAACAGUGCCCUGAUAUUCCCAUGACAAAACACUCACAGCACAACUCCUCUGCAGCUGAGUGCACACAUAUCUCUUUAUCUGCUUCCACUGAAAUCACAAGACAUUAAAAGCAUUGCUGUUUUCUUCGUUUUGCUUUUCCCUGCAAAAAGCCCUGGCGGUGGAUAAGCAAACAUUCAUCUCAGUCUGGGGAAGCAGGGACAACCAGAACAGAAAAACAAUAUGUAGCAUAAAAAGCCCAGUGUUAAAAUUGUUCUCACCAGCCAUUGCAUGGCUCAGUUUUCCAUGCCAGCAGAUCCAUAAAACACAAAAGCAGCACAUGUGAGACAGUUGUUACAUUGAGGUACAAUUCAAUUGCUCAUAGGGGAACUCCUGGAUCAAUACAAAAUGAAACAACAGCAAAGGACAAUGCAAAAGAAUGAAAAAAAUGUCCACCCUUCUUGGCUUGAGGGGAUGGUUGCUGAGGGGGCUUUUGGGUUGUUUUUAUUCUUUGGUUUGGUUUGAUUUGGUUUAGUUUGGUUUCGUUCACGUGUUUUAAACACCAAGCAUGGUAUGUAGCUAUAUUAACAUGAGCACCCAAAGGCAGGGACACAAGAGAUAUAUUGAUUUACAUGCUUAUCACCUAGCAACAUUCCAGCACUGAGGGGAUGUGUCUGCAACUGAAAUAAAAAAUAGCUGAAAACUCGUUUGGUUUAAAAGUAACAAACAAUAAACGGGGACCAGGAAAUUCAGUUGAAAAAUCUGUUUGACCCAGCUAGAAAUCCAUCAGAAAUGACUUUGUUGUUAAUACAUUUUGUUUGAACAGAAGGAAGUGAUAAAAGUCGAUCAGGUGACUCCAUCUGAAGUGUCAUUGAUGAAAUGCUUUUUUCCCCUUAGAACAGUGCAUUGCCAAACGAUUGCAUCUCAGUAUCAAGAGAGAAAACAAUGGAUCUCUUAUCUAGUAGGGGGGGGAAAAAAUCAUAUAGUGAAAGUAAUCCACAACACUGUAGAAUUUAACAGGAGCCCCCUGUGCUGCAGAAAAGGGCAGCAGGACAGACUUGGUGACCUUGAACCUUGCUGCAAUUAGUGCCAACACGAUUGAAGGUGACAGCGUGGCAGCGCGUGUGCCAGGUGCCAGCUGCAUUCCAAGAAUGGCUAGCUCCAAGAGCUGCGUUCACAGCUCCUUUCCAACACAGUGGGUUGGGCAAGGAACCCCAGCUGGGAGUUCUGCAGGGCCCUGCAGUUCCCUGGCAGCACAUCCAUCUCCAGGGCCCUGCAGUUCCCUGGCAGCACAUCCGUCUCCUUGGAGCGCGGCAGUGGCACUGCCCACCGCGGAAAGCGUUGCCCGCGGAGCGAGGGGGAAGGUGACAGGAGGACUUGCAAACAUCUGGGCUCUUCAUUGGCUCCUUUGUUUUGUCUGGGCUCUUUAGUUCCUCCUCCUCCUCCUUUCUGCUCAAACGUAGACAUUGUAAAGCUGAGGUGUUUUACUCGGUUGCAUGCUGGCCAGCUGCCAUCCUCGAUGCCCGUCGCGAAGGUGUGUGAAGAGAGGUGUGUUGUUUUCUGGUAUCCUUUUGGUUUCAGUAGCACAUCAGCAUUGUACUAUACUUUAUUAUUUCUUGUUCAGUAAGUAGUCCUGGUAUCUCUAUGUUUCAUGUCUAAUUUUGGAGAGCAGGGCCAUACCUGUAUCGAGGCUCUCUCAAUUAGGUGGGCAUUUUGUUUGUUUAGUAGAAAUAAUGCAUGAUUCUUUUCGCGGUGAUGGUUCGAGGGACAAAGAAAUUCUUAAUUUUGUAAUAUGUAUUACAAUCUUCUGAACACAAGUAAAAAUGUACUGUGAUUUAUUUAUAUAAAUCUAGUCUGAACAAAUAAGUUUUGAUCUUAAUAAAAACUGUAAGAAAUUGUGCAAUUGUAA
Molecule: messenger RNA, 5798 nt
Organism: Melospiza georgiana
Lineage: Eukaryota; Metazoa; Chordata; Aves; Passeriformes; Passerellidae
Gene: SYT9
Product: synaptotagmin 9
Exons: 7
Coding region: 75-1634 (519 amino acids)
Biological process (GO): regulation of dopamine secretion; regulation of calcium ion-dependent exocytosis; cellular response to calcium ion
Cellular component (GO): dense core granule; membrane
Molecular function (GO): calcium-dependent phospholipid binding; calcium ion binding; SNARE binding
Source: RefSeq, a predicted model, not a curated record